Bursaphelenchus xylophilus (pine wood nematode) is the source of this 5398-nucleotide messenger RNA. NCBI's taxonomy places the organism in Eukaryota, Metazoa, Nematoda, Chromadorea, Rhabditida, Aphelenchoididae. The record is from the annotation of a GenBank genome assembly.
AUGGAAACAACGCAAGAUCCCUUGGAGCUAACAAAAGACCAAAGCAAUUACACAUCGAUGAGCACUGUCUAUGUCACCCAUUCCAAGUGCCAUCAGAACCUCACCAAUCUUUUGUUUAAUCAUGUGAUUUUGAUUAAGUAUAAUGUCAGCAACGAUUCACUGAAGAAAUUGCUGGGUAUAAAAAAAAAGUAUUUUUUAAAUUCAAAUUUAGAUAGAUUACGAAAUAUUAGAGGACACAUAGGACAUGUUGGACUGAACAUCCAAGGCGAUGAUACAAGAUUUCUACUCAGUAAAAGGGAGGAUAUUGUAAGGGUGUUUAAAAAAUUUCGGAAUGUUUAUUACAAAAAUAUAAACAUUUGUUUAACCGGGCGGGCAGUUUCAGGUUCAGAACAGAGGCCUACUUUACUGAGGAAUAACAUCACACUGGCUCGGCCGAUUUCGGCUCGCGCGGACAGGUAUGGCAAAAAUAGUUUGUAAACAGUAUAUACCUAACAUGGAUUGGGUCGGUUUACCCCUUAAACGGGGGAAGACUGCUGUAGACUGGUAUUGUAAAACGUUGAAACUCAUACAAUAUGCAAAUAAUCACCACUCCUCAUUCUGAUUGCUGCUGACCUCAAAGUCUGAUCGUGAGUUUUUGUUAAAAUUUUAGUUUAUGUCAAGGUUGUUGGUCCAAACCAAUUGUUUCAAAGACGGGCUUUGCAAAUCUACAGGGUGCAAACUUUUUUCUAUGAUGACGCCAUUUAUAUUUACAUGCUUUUCGCUUUGCAUUAAAAACAGAAUUAUUACAGUUUUAGGGAAUCGUAUUAGGAGUCUUUUCAGUAAGCGCAUAAUUUGAGUGCAACUAAAUUCAGAAUUCGAAGACAUUUGUAGAAUGACCGUAUUCACUUAAUCAGUUAGCCGAGCGCACCGGAAAUAUUUUUGAGACCGCGGAGACAGAAAACGAUUGAGAAAUAAAAAUUUCCACUUUUCUAAAAGACCAGUGACAAUACCGAACAAUUCUAUUAUGCAAUGGAAAGACCACGGCCCUCAGAUUUACAAUAACCGCCUUAAGGACAAGCGGCUACUUGGUGUCGACGUACAGACUCGAUUUUAGAUCAAAAAUGUGAAAAAGGCAUGGAGGGGAAAGGUUGGGGGGAUUAUUUGCAGAUAGUAUGAGUUUCAACGUUUUAACAAUUCCAGUCUACAGCAAUCUUCCCCCCGUGCAAGGGGUAAACCGACCCAAUCCAUGUUAGGUACUGUUUACAAACUAUUUUUACCCCGCCGAAGUCGGUCGAGUCUCUACGAUGUUAUUCCUCAGUAAGUUAUGGGCCUCUAGGUUAAUUUUGUCUGAAUUCCAAAAUUACAGUACCUCCCCACCCACACUCCGACCAAAAUAAGCCGACUAAUCCAGUUCUGGAGGAAACUGGAAAAAGAAAAGUUCACGUCAGAUGUGACUCUGGACAUAUUUGUGACGUUACCCUUCAAGGAUCGGGCCGAAUUACUGAGCCAAUUAAGAAGAGCCUUCAAGACCAAGGUGAGAAUGCCCGUUACUAAGCAAUGGAAGCCAUAUUUGGGCCUUUCAUUACAUUUAUUUCAGGUUAGAAUUAGAUUUCUGGCUAGACUUCCGGAUGGGAAAUUCCUAAGAAGGUAGGUGACUAUUCGAUUAAUGGCUGUUUCAAUACUGAUUCUCAGGUCUCCAGUUGAUAUUUAUUUGAAUCGGAAAGCAAUGAGUGCCACAGAUAAUUCCAAAUCAAGUCCAGGAUCAGCCAAAUCCACUCCCAAUUCAGCCAAAUCGAGGCUUCCCCAUAACGUGACUGGCUAUGAGAAGAUCAGAACUGUCGGAAAAGGGUCUUUUGGAAGUGCCGUUCUCUACAAACGGAAAGACGAUGAUUCUUUGGUCAUCAUAAAGGAGAUUAAUAUCGCUGAACUGAGUCAAAACGAGAGACAGAUGUCCCUAAACGAGGUGAAUCUUCUGGCUCGAUUAGAUCAUCCCAAUAUCAUCAGUUACUACGAUUCUUUCUAUGACGGAGGAGUCCUGAUGAUAGAGAUGGAAUACGCGGAAGGAGGGUUUGUUACAGUAAUCCGGUCAAACCCUUUCCAGAACCCUCGCUCAAUUACUGGCCAAGCAACAGGACUACUUGGAGGAGAUCGAGAUCAUGACCCUCUUCGAACAAAUGAUCAGCGCCGUCUCUUAUCUCCACGAUCAUCAUGUUCUCCAUAGGUAGGAUUACUGUAGUUUAAUUAUCAUUUAAAAAGAGAUCUCAAAUCAGCCAAUAUCUUCUUAACCAAGGAUAACCUCGUCAAAAUUGGAGACUUCGGGAUCAGCAAAAUGAUGGGGACGGAGACAAAAAAUCUCGGCGCGAACACGAUCCUGGGAACUCCUUACUAUUUGAGCCCAGAAAUGGUAGUAAAAUUAUCCAUUUUAUGUAAUAUUUAGUGCGAAGGCAAGACUUACAAUGAGAAAAGUGAUGUUUGGGCAUUGGGAUGCUGUCUGUAUGAGAUGGCCUGUCUCCAGAAGCCCUUUGAUGGAUCCAGUUUACCUGCGUUGGUCAAUAAAAUUGUUCAUGUAGGUCGAGAAAAUGAAAUAAUAGGGCUUAGGCCGAUUAUGAACAAGUUAAAGGGCCGUACAGCAGCGAUUUGAAACUUUUAAUUCGAGAAAUGCUGAAUACAAACCCGAAUCUGCGACCAUCAGCGACGGAAGUUCUGAAAAUGGUGCAGAGAAACAAGUGUCUAAAGAAGAGAAAUCCCCAAAAGAAUGUGAUCCAGAAGCCCCAGGACUGUUACUCGGCCUUGUACAUGUUCGAGACCGAGCAGAUUAUGUUAUCAGCCAUCCCCAAUCUGCCUUACCGAAUCAAUGUGAAGCAGGUAAUUCUAAUUUUAUAAUGGACAUAAUUAAACCGACGUUUUAGAUAUCUCUCGGUCCCAAUCACUUCCUGCUUUUAACCACCGAUUCCCAAGUUUUUAGUUGGGGAGAAAAUAAGCACGGCCAAUUGGGCCACGGGGAUCGGAAGUCUCGUCAAAUCCCCACCAAAAUCCCCGCUUUACAAGGUCAGAAUAUACAGAAAGUGGCUGCCGGAGAACAUUUCAGUGUAUUCUGUGCAGAUCGGGGGAUCGUGUUGGUCUGUGGCCAUCGGAAUUACCUGGGAAAUGAGGCCAAGGAGGAUCUUCUGGCACCUCAACUUAUUGAUGCCCUUUUACGGUAUGACGACUAAAAUAAUUUUAUUGAUUCAACAAAUGAUUUAUCUCACAAGGAAAGUACUUUUAUGGGGGCUCCUACUUUUUGACGGGACAUAUCUCAAAAAAUCAGAAAAAAUGUGCUGAUCAAGGAUAUAUAAAUCUUAGCUGCCCAUUUUAGGUUUUUAUGGGUGAAAAUGCCCAAAAACUGGCUCAAUUUCCCUACAAAAGGCGCAGGCAUUCGAAACGAUAAAAAGCGCAGUCGGUCUCUUCCUUCGGAAGAGAGCGGUGUGGCCGAGUGGUUAGUGCCGUAGUCUGGGAAUCAAGAGGGGGAACGCCGGACGGGUUCGAUUUCCCUUUUGGGCUAAAUUAGCUUUUUUUGAAGUUGAAGGUCGGAAAAAUAAAUUUUUGGGCCAAGACUGAUUUAUUACGUCUUAGAAACUCAUUAAACAUCAUUUUAAGCCAAAAUAAAAAUUGUAAACCUGUGAAAAAUUAAGCGAAAAGGGGUUCAUAUAGGACCUAAAGUCAACUUCCGAUUGAGUUUUCACCCCUAAAAACCUAAAAUGGGCAGCUAAGAUUUAUAUGUCCUUGAUCAGCACAUUUUUUCUGAUUUUUUGAGAUAUGUCCCGCCAAAAAGUAGGAGCCCCCAUAAAAGUACUUUCCUUGUCACAUUUGAGAAAACUUUAGAGAAAGUAUCGUGGACAUCAGUUGCGGAUACGAACAUGCAGUUGGGGUCACCGAGACUGGCCAAGUUUUUGUGUGGGGAGAUGGAAAAGACGGGAAGUUGGGGACUGGGAACUCCGAAAAUAUCCUCAUCCCAACCCAGGUAAUCGAGAUUAUUCUUGAUUCAUUUUUAGAUCGAUAUCCCCACAAAACAGUUAAUUGCGAAUGUAAAAUGCGGCCCUGAUUGCACGAUGUUAAUUACAGUAACCGGAACUGUAAUUGUGAUGGGAUCCAACAAACAUAACAAACUCAAUUUAAAUUAUCGCAUGGGAUUCUUUGCCAAUGUUAAGGACACAAAGGUAUGAUUACAUUAAGUAUAUGUAAUGUGUUGUUCAUAUCAAUCUGAUUUUUUUGUAGUCAGACAUCGACAAAUUGGAAUCUCCGACGGCGCUGAAGCCUUUCCCAGCUCGAGUUGUCGAUGCGAGCCUUGGAUGGCAUCAUUGUGGGGUCCUUCUUGAGAACGGGCAUGUUCAUUUAUUCGGGAGGAAUGCAAUGGGAGAGUUGGGGAACGGCACCAGACAAGCCAUGCAAUUCUGGAUGGCCUAUAAACCAGUAAGGGCCUUGACUAGCAAUGUUUGUGUCCAACUGGUGUGUGGGGACGGGUUCACAAUGGUCGCCACUUCUGACAAUGAAUUAUACUUCUGGGGAGCAAAGAAAUCUUCGGAAUUGGACAAGGACUUGUGAGGAAAAUAAUUGAAAAGAAUGAUCUUUUAGGUCGAUAACUGAGGGAUCUGAUGCGCAUAAGAAAUUAAAGUCAGCCAGAAGGUCUUGGCAAUGGAAAAAGGACCACGAUUCCGGUGCAAAUCAGACCGUUUUAUUACAGCCAACUCUGGUGAUGAGGUGGGUUUUCUGUGAUUAAUAAAAACCAUUUCAGAUUGGACGCGGCCAGAACAACUACAGGAAGGAGGCCUUUUAUCCGUCUCUCCAGCCUCGCUUGUGUAAAUCGUCGAGUUUUCGUGGCCAUUGACACUUCUCCCACCUUGGUCGAUGCAAUUCCACGCAAUUCGUAUGUUAAUUUAAACUACUUUAUUCUUAAGGAAUGCUCAAUUAACAACAUAUGAAAGAAGGAAAUCAGCGCCAGAAUUGAAUGACAACAGUCCCACCAGAACCUGGAUCAGAAAAGAGUUGGAUGAGGCCGAAUUUAUCGCUUUUAGAUCUCAGGUACUCAUGAACGAUACAGUAUUAUUAUGAUGUGGGUAUGUUUAGGAGACGGCCUCCAGCACGAGAGCUGAAGUACAACUGAAAAUGGAGAUUGAGGAACUGAAAAUAAAAUUACAGGAGCAGAAUAAUACCUUUAAAGAUCAACAAGACCAGAUGGCAUUGUUACAUGUAAGUGUAAUAUAAUAGAUGAUUUACGUAGUCUUAUUACUUAAAGACUAAACUCACCGAACUACAACAACUUCAAAAGCAGACAUCUCAGAGAUCCGAGCCCCCUCCAGCAUAUGCGCCCUCAGUGAAGCCGAAAACUCUCAAAAAUCCCUUUUUGCCCGAGGCAAAGACAAGAAUCUGUACAAUCUGCUGA